AUGGGCGAUGUCACGGUUUUCCGCGACUCACGGCUUGUCCCAGAUGUAGAUGCAAUCAGAGCAUGUUAUCUCAAAAAACACCCUGAUGCACGUUGGUGGCUUCCUGACGACGACAAAGGCGCUCACAUUUCAUAUUGGGCUCGAUUUGACCCCCAUGAUGUCUAUUUCGUUGGAGGCUUUGGAGGCGAGCAUUACAUUGGUCAGAUUCCUUUACAUUUGUAUCAGGGUUCACCUCCCAUUCUUGAAUCGGAACAUGGAGUGGCAGGAAGAAUAUUGAUUGAACAGCUCUGA
Messenger RNA from Serpula lacrymans var. lacrymans S7.9, 291 nucleotides. RefSeq lists its product as uncharacterized. NCBI's taxonomy places the organism in Eukaryota, Fungi, Basidiomycota, Agaricomycetes, Boletales, Serpulaceae. The record is from RefSeq and is a predicted model, not a curated record. The transcript has 4 exons. The coding region runs from base 1 to 291 and encodes 96 amino acids.